Triticum urartu is the source of this 1251-nucleotide messenger RNA. NCBI's taxonomy places the organism in Eukaryota, Viridiplantae, Streptophyta, Magnoliopsida, Poales, Poaceae. The record is from RefSeq and is a predicted model, not a curated record.
AUGGCAACCGCGCCCGCUGAAGUUCUUCCGCCAGCCAAGAGGUGGAAGAAGGACCCCGGUUGCCUGGAAACCUCACCAGUCCUUCCGGCCACGGCGACUGCAGACUGGUCCUCGCUCCCGUACGACAUCGUGGGUCACAUCGCCGACUCAUUCCUCGCUACCAACAACCUAGAUUGGUACAUGGAUCUGCGCGCCGUCUGCCACAACUGGCGCUCCGCCACUGACGAUCCCAGGAACAGCAUCUCUGAUUCCCGGUUCCGGCCUCGCCUAUGGAUCGUCCUCGACGAGGUCUUCGAGAGUGACACGCGCCGCCUCUUGGUCAACACCGCCACCGGCCGGUUCCUCCACAAGGAGCUCCCGCUGCUCCGCGACUACUAUGUCGUCACCACCAGUCCCCAUGGUUUAUUCGUCCUGGCCGACAGGAGCCCUCCUCACGCGGCUUGUGUCUUCAACCCUCUCACCGGUGAGAUCAUCCGUUUCACGGCGGCGACUGUGCCGCUCGAGGUUCAGGUCACCGCUGCCGUCUGCUUUGACUUCUCUUCGCCCUUGCUCACAUUGUACUGCCACUCGUGUUGCAAGAUGUACUACAUGACCAGUCCUCACAGCAGUUUUGACACCCUAGACCUAGAGUGCGCGCUUUUGGUUUAUAGUUUUUUCCGGAGGGCGGCCGGAGCUGGUUUGGUUGGUCCUUGGUGGGAUUUACUCAGAACAACUGGCAUGGCUCUCAAGAUCUACGAAGUGGGGCAGUCGCUUUGCGUUGAUCUGUUGAAGUUUUUCUCCGAUGAUCCUACUGAGAUGGGACUUGCAAACGAUGCCCGGUGUUUCCCAAUGGAAUUCCGUGGACAGAAGCUGGUCGCCAUCAAGGGACAACAUUUCUUCCAGGUUUUAAGAUUCGAGAGCGGCGAGCUUUUGUAUGUGAAGAGCAUCUUGAACCAUGCCAUCUUCAUUGGUCAUCAUAGGUGCCUUGUUGUGGAUGCUGAUAUGUUCCCAUUGAUUGAGGCAAACUGUAUCUACUACACCGAACACCACGGGUCGUCUGCUCACAUCUGGAAGUACAAUAUCAAGGACCGGAAAGCUGAGAGGAUCUCGGAAGCUGCCGAUUUUGUGAAGCGGGACAAGCAUUUUGUCCUCAUUGGCAACCGUCCUUUCACGAUCGUCCAGCUUCUGUCAAGCUACACCAUCAGCAUCCGGGAUUCUGAACUGGCCUUGCAGCAGACCACACAAGGCGCUGAUGAACUGCAUGACAUUUGA